Messenger RNA from Drosophila obscura, 4076 nucleotides. RefSeq names its product myosin-8 (gene rha). The transcript is spliced from 5 exons. The record is from RefSeq and is a predicted model, not a curated record. NCBI's taxonomy places the organism in Eukaryota, Metazoa, Arthropoda, Insecta, Diptera, Drosophilidae. Bases 240 to 3971 code for a protein of 1243 amino acids.
ACGUCAACGAAAAAGGCGCCUGGGAACCAAACAUCAACAGAAAAAGUAGCCGAGCCCCAAAAGUGAGAACAGAUUCAGUCAAACUGUAUCGCAGAAACACACACACACAUACGCUAAAUACCAACAAACGCGGUGGCGCCAAGUUUAAAUUUCGUUUUGAAAGUUGUGCAAAUUUGUAUUUGAAAAUUGUUUAGUUAUUCGUAGGAGAGUUUCGUUUAUUCUACACACCACAACAGACGAUGGUUAAUCGCACCAAGGCGUCGCGGUCUCUGGGCGAAGGUGAUGCGAAGGAAAAGGACCAAGAUCAGGUCUACUGCGUGGUGCUGCACGUUGUGGAGGCCAUCAACUUUAUUGGACGCGAUGGCGAACGGGAAACUAUCGUGAUGAAUGCCGCCCUCAAUACGGUGGACUUUGAGGUGGAGGGCACACCCUCGGCGACGGCAGAGACGAUAAUCUUCAACAGCAACUGCAUCUGGGAGUGCGACAUGGCGGGCAUCAAGCGCAUCAAGACGGACCAUCGACCCGUCAAGCUCACCUUCUUCGCCUGCAGCAAGCACCUGCAGCGCAAGCCCAUUGGCACCGUUCUGCUGCCCGUGCGUGGCCUGCCCGUCCUGACCUCGACCAGCAACACCACCCCGCUGCAGCUGAAGAUGUUCUGGCACAAGCUGAUCUGCAUCAGUCCCGAGUUUCGCUCCCACAAGCCCGAAGUGCUGCUCAUGCUGGCCAUCAUCAAGAAGUCCAUACUGCACAACAAGGACUUCGAGCAUCUGCUGCAGGUUUCACAUAUCAAGCAGCCACCAACGCCGCCACUUAAGUCGCCCGGUCACUCGAUCACUGCCAGCAUGCUGCAGUCACAGGCCAAUGUAUAUGUGCAAUCACUUGUGCAACUGGGUCUGCUGCAGGUGGGCAAUGAUCCGCUGAUCGAUUGCGACAUCAUUGAGGUGGUGCUGCAGUUCAAGAAGCUCAAAAACUUGGCCAAGCUGGUCAAGUCGCUCAGCAACGGCAAGGAGCCAGCCAAAUCCAUUACGCUGGUGUUCGAUUUCGUUGGCAAUGUGACCAACAUUGAGCUGAAGACCAACGAUUCGGAUGCCUACAUGCUGACCGAUGUGCUGGGACUCCGCUUCAAGUCCUCCCUUCACAGCAUGCGUCUUUAUUUCCAGCGCAUAUUCUAUUUACCCAUAAAUAUGUACGUGAAUGGCACGGCCAUUGCCAACUACCGCAUGGACUUUGGCAAGCUGCUGCCGGCGGACAGUUACUUUGCCGAGAAUCGGAAAUUUGUGCGCAACGGCUGCCUGACCUUCAACCGCUUUGGGCGCAUGGACAGCUCCCGGGACAUCAAGCCGCAGAUGGAGUACUCGUUUAGUGUGGAACUCAAGGCCAUUUACUCACGGCCAACCAACGCUCUGGAGGAGUCGGAACAGUAUCGGCCGGCAGCGCCUUUUGUUUUUACAAAAGAACAGCAGCCCAGUGACUCCAAGGAUCCGACGCCUGACAAUGGCAGCCUCAAUGUGGCUGCCACGGAAGAGGUCCUGGAUGUACGAGCGAAUGCAGAAGGCGAUCCUGUGUGCGUGGGCAAGGACUUUCGGAGGCGAAAGAAGUCCACCAGCCUGACCUGCCAGCCUGAAUGCGGCCAGGACAGCGAGGAGGGCUUGGUCAGAAAGUUGUCCUCAACAAUCGCGCGAAAACCGAUUGAAUCGAAUGAUAAGCCAAAGAGGAUUAGCAACUCCCUGUUCCAAUAUUCCAAUGAUUGCAAUGCGCCUGCUGCUGCUGCUGAAUGUCUAGCCAUAUACAGCAAUCAAAAAUUCGAUUAUGACGUAUCAAAAGACGAAAGCAGCGAAGGGCCCAAGGAAGAGCUCAUGGUGGAUGGAAAGGAAAAGGUAGAAGCUUCGCCAAAUAAUGUGGAAAGAAUCGAGAGCCAACAAGUGCCAGCCAAAAGACCCAAAAUGAAGUCAGAGGCGGACAAAAAUCCCAGCAGGGCAGCUGAAACGGAGGUCUCUAUGGAGCAGUUGACCAAGCUGUUGGGGCAGGAGGUGGAGAAGCUUACGAAGAGCGUUGAGAUUAUCGAGAACAGAAGCCAGCAAAGCCAGCAUAGAAAAUCCAGAAAGAUGGAAAUAGAUCUGGACGAGGAUCCCUUCGAAAGCGAUUCAACUCUAUGCUCCAUUCGCAGAAAACAUCUGAGGAAGUCCUCGAAAACGGAACAGAGAUCUGCCACGUCCAUAAACCUAUCACACACCAAAGAAACAAAAGAGCGAAUACGACACUCCUCGGGACAGAAACGAGUCGUGGAGGAAAGUCGUGUGGAUGAAACGGACGCUAGCAUGGAGUCUGCUUGGCCCGAGGAUUAUCCAGCCCCGAGGGAGAAUCUAAAAAGGACAUACAAAGUCAAAGUGAAGCACAGCGACAUAGAUAUAAAUAGCCUGACGGAGUGUGAGGUGUUCAAAGUUCAGCGUGGUAAGCGCAAAUCGAAAUCCGAGAUGCGGCUGCCCAAGCAGCCAGAGUCCAGCACAGAGCAAGUCUCCGGAAAGCCAACCAAGGCUAAAAGAAAGGGUAAAAUGUCCAUGACUGAGCUCAGCCUGCGGGCACGUUGGGUCGAGGUGAACAAGGUACAGGCGCAGGCCCUGAAUGAAACGGAAAAGUUUCUGGAACAGACAUGCCAGUCCGAGUUGCGUGAGGAGCAACAGACUUUGGAGCAGCCAAAGUUGGUCGAAUCCAAAAAGAAUAUCACAAAAGUGAGGUCGAGUAAGGUGCGAAUACAACGGGAUUCCGAUGCCGAAGACAAUUUGCAUGCUGGGAAUGCGAGGGAAAAUAAUGCUGCACUUCCAGUCGAGUCGGCAGAGAGCUCCGUGUCCUUUGUGGGCUCGGAGAGCUCUUCUUUGCACGUGAUCAGCUCACAGUCAAGCGAAAAGCGUAUAAAGCGGAUCAUCAAGAAGAUGAGAGUGUCCAAGACAACAAUCCAGGAGGAAAAUGUUGCACCCGGAACGUUCAAUGUGUUGCCAGAAAAGCUCGUGAAAAAGAAAUCCAGUGGAAAAAUACCCGUCGAAGUUGUGGAAUCAUCAGAGCAGUUUGAGGAACCAGUUCAGAGUCAGCACAAGAAAAAAGUCAAGAAGAAGCGAUCAAAGCCCGUGAUGCAGCAGCAAUCAGAAGAUGACGAUGAUGUAACGUCCAUGGAGACAGUGGUUGAGCGGAAAUCAUCCAAGAAAUCUGUAAGGGAGUCCAGUUCCCGCAAGUCACUCGAACGGACAUCAUAUGUGAGCGCCUUGGAUCAAUUUUUUAGCCCUGAAAAUGUGGGCGACACGUUAAAGGCCUGGCGCCAGCAACAGAUACAGCUCUUUGAGGCGGAACUCGAGCGCAAGGAGCAGCAGUACAAGAACGAUCUGCAGCAAAUGGAAUACCAGGAGCUGAACAAGCACAUAACACUCGAUGAGACAUUGGCCAGGAACCAGGCAAUCGACGCUUACGAGGCCAAGUUCAAGGAACUGCAGCAGCACAUCAAUCAGCUGCAGACGGAGAUUGAUGAACAGGUGCGCCUCUUUGCCAGUCGCAGUCAGGAAAUGCGCCAGGAGAACAAGCAGCUGGAAAUGGAGAAGACGAAGCUGAAAGAGCGCAUCUUUCACCUGGAGACACAGAUGCACGAGCUGCGCGGCCAGGGCAAGGGCUCCGAUGACAGGGACCUCAAUCACAUACUCAAAGAAAUGCGCUCCCAGAACGAUCGAUUUGUGGAGCUGUCCAAGGAGAAGGAGCGCUACAAGAAGCAAUGGCGUCGCUCGGCCAAACAAGUGCACGACCUGAAGCUGGCCAUGCACGAGAAGAGUGCGCAAAUGGAUGAAGGUCCGUUUAAUCUGCGGCAAAUACUGACCAAGGACAUGCAAGAGUUUGAGGAGGAGUUCGGACACCUACGCCAUACCAAUGGGGUGACAAGUUUCUCUGUUAGCUCCCUGACCGGAUCGGGCGAUAGUUCCAGCAAUUUGUGAACUGCAGCGACUGUCGUGUCUUUUCUUUUUUACCAAAUUAACUGUGCGAAUUUUUUGUUUAUUUUCUUUGUUCAGUUUUGUUUGUUUGAGUAAUAAAAUUUUGCG